AUGUAUUGGGAGGCAUUGAACGGCAUUGCACGAGUAAACUGCAUGUUUGUAUUGUGAGUAAUUUGCAUAAGGAACUUCGCUUCCGCUUUAAUUCUCUAUUAAUUUGUACACAUUUAUGCAUUUUUAUGCAUUCAACAUGCCAUAAGGUUUCUUCUUUCAGUUUUAUGACAUAAAUAAUACACUAAUCGUAUAAUUUCAUAUCUCUCCUUUCAUGUUGAGCCACAAGGUUUCAGAGUCGAUGUUUUGGUUGCGAGACGAUCGACUCGCUGCUUUAGUUUCUUCCCAUUUUCGACUUAAUCAUCUCGACGAAGUUUGUUUUCGGAUUUGCCCUGUGGACGAAGUUGUAUGUAGGCAAUCGACAAUGGGUUCUACCUUGAUCACCGUAAUCAAUUAUUCUGGAGCUGUUAUUUUAGUCCUGGCUGUGUUGGAGAAUCUGCUGGUGAUGGUGGUGUUAGCAGCAACCAGCCAUCUCCGCAUCAAGUACUUCGCCUUCGUCUUCAGUCUCGCCCUGGCCGACCUGGCGUUUUCUGUGAUGGCAAUUGUCUAUGCCCUAAACAGGGCACGAUUCCUUUCUGCCCUUCUUCAGUCGAGUUUCUUCGUUUCCGUGCUGAUGAUUUUAGCAGUGGCUGUGAACCGCUACCUGGCACUGACUAUCACGCCGCCCUCUCGCUAUGACGCGUUGGUGACGCGAUGCCGCCUGGUAGUGGUUUGCCUUCUCCUUUGGUGUUUCUCCCUCGCACUUCACUUGCCGGUAAUCUUGGUGGCAUCUGACGAGGUUCGCUUGAUUCUAUCAGCGUGGUCUAGAUCUAUGUUAGUACUCGCUGUGUGGAUCGUGACCGCUGUGCUGUACCGCUUCGUCUUCAGAAAGAUCAAGAGCUACGUUCCCCCGCUUGCAUCAAGCCCAGGUCUCUCCAUCCCUGAUGACUCGGAACAGGCCGCUACUCGUGUUCGUCAGACCCGUCGCCUGUUGGUCACUUUCUCCAUCAUUCUUGUGACAUCAUUCAUUUGUUGGAUCCCUUUCAACGUCGGCCAGAUAAUGGAGUAUUUCAUCAAAACUGGUCAGAGCACAAUCUCCGACGAUACCUUCAAUAACUACAACUGGGUUUGCGGUUUUAUUUAUUGUCUGUCUCCAGCUAUCAACCCGCUAAUCUACUGGUGGCGUUUGGAUGGUUUCAGGCAGGGCUUCAAAGAACUGUUCUGUCGCUGUCUGCUUCAGAAUCAAGAACAACUUGUGGAAACGGUUGAUGGUAACGAAAACCAGCAAAAUACCGAAUCCACGCAUUGGAUAAAAAAUGACAACAAAUAGUUUGUCGAGUGUUGCCUGACUCGCCUCAUAAUUUGGUUAUUUUUCUUCAUAUAAUGUUUCAAUUCUAUCACCAUUUGAUUUCCGCCGGUAUCUUGCUGAAGUUCGUAGUCGUGUAUAUAUACAUGUUUAUGUUUGCGCACAUAAUUUCUAUCAACAUCUACAAAGAAAUAUCAGUGACAAUCAUUUUGCCCACACGAGGAAUCGAUUUUGGUUCCCUCAAAUAUGCUCCUCUUUUUUGAACGAAGCUCGUGCAAAUUCCUGUUUAAACACAAAGUCCUCUAUCGCAAAAAAAGUCAAAGCUGUGGAGUUAAGUCAACAAUAAGUUUUAAUUCGUCUAACAUUACACGCAGUAGUUUAGUUUUGGGAGAGGUGUUCUCGGAUGCAGUCUUGGCGUUCCAUACGUCGCCCGCCGACUUUCAUAUUAAAGUCACACGCCAACGUUCAAAGGUAGCAAGAGCUGACUUGCAAAACGUCACCAACUUUGCAAAUGUCAUCGCUUUUGCAGUGUGCGGCUGAUGUAUGGUAUGGUGUACUAUUGACGACACUCUGCGACGGCAUGAUGGCUCCGUUGCGUCGUGCCGUCGCGUCUUCAUUGCUUUUGUACACAGUCUGCUGUCACGUCGUCCUUCCCAUCUUGUUGUGUGUAAACGUCGCUCCUUCAGUUGCCGGCCGCGUCACACCGUCGUAUGUCGCGUCGGUUCAAAUGCGUGACAUCGCGUUGCUGAAUGAGAACCUGUUCCGGACGCUGAUUUAGGGCGCAAUUCAAAAUAUGACUGGGCAACUUUUGAAUUCAUCUGAGCAUAUUAAUUUGUAAUAAACUUUAAUUCAUUGUUUUCAUUUGCAAGUUCCAAAAAUGACGAGUUUACCUCGCUUUCAAUUUAAUAUGGCCGACUUGUGAGUAACGGUCUUAGCCUGUCUUUCGUAACUUUUCAACUUAAUUCCAGAUUUAAGGAGUAGAUUUACGAACAGUACAAAAUCCUUUCAUUCCUGCGAUUUUCUAGAUUAUAAUGUUAGGCUGUAACAAUAUACCCGUUUAUAUUCCUUUGAACUUUCUGCCAUAUCGGUUCGAGUGAAGUGAGUAUUUAAAACUUUCAAAAUGGGUAACUAGUUUCAGUGGCGCAACCAAGAUUUGGCUUGGGGGGCUCACAAU
Molecule: messenger RNA, 2456 nt
Organism: Patiria miniata (bat star)
Lineage: Eukaryota; Metazoa; Echinodermata; Asteroidea; Valvatida; Asterinidae
Product: melanocortin receptor 5-like
Exons: 2
Coding region: 212-1306 (364 amino acids)
Biological process (GO): G protein-coupled receptor signaling pathway
Cellular component (GO): membrane
Molecular function (GO): G protein-coupled receptor activity
Source: RefSeq, a predicted model, not a curated record